AGGAUCGGCAAGCUCCCGCACUGCCGCCAUGGAGUCGCAGUGGCCACUACACGAAGAUCAGAGCGUUCAGGAUGUGAAUGUCUUAGACGACUUGGACCUACUGUCAGAGUUCAACAGUGAUCUCCUGAACGACCCAGUCAUUCUUAAUGGCAUCAAAGACGAGGAUUUCAAUUUCGAUAUCGACCCUUUGCCGCCCGACCCUGCACCUCCGGUCGUCGCAGCCUCUCCAACGACAGCUACGGCAACACCGACACCACCGACCAGUGUUCACCCUCAACCAGUUCUAAGUGCGCAGAACUCUGUCGUGAGGAAUCUAGUGUCACAGCCAGCUCCGACCCGAAUUCUUCCGCCAGUCAAACAAGUGCAGGUAUCAGUCCCGAACGUCGCAAAUAAUGGCAAUCAGUUCGUGCCGCAAUUCGUCAAUCAGACAGUGGUGCAGCACAACCAGAUCCCUACAGCCGGAUCGAGCGUCAUACCGCAGCAAAAAGUUGUACUCCACCACAUUCCUCACUUUGGAGGUGUUCCGCACAACAUAGUGGUCAACGCCAAUCAGAAACCGCUCUCCGUGACAGACUUGCUCCGUAUAAAUCCAGAGCAGAAGGUCCAGCUGGUUUUGAAGGGCGGCGAGAUUGGUUCGAACUCAACUCCGAACGUCCUGAACAUCCCGCUUGUGUUGGAUACGGAGAGCAAUGUCUCGCUCUCGAUCGACCACUCACCUCCUCCUGAACGGAAAAAUUCCCAUAACGCCAUCGAGCGUCGAUACCGUUCGUCGAUCAACGACAAAAUUGUCGAAUUGAAAGAUAUCGUUGCCGGGACCGAAGCGAAGCUCAAUAAGAGCGCUGUCCUUCGGCGGGCCAUCGACUACAUCCGCUACAUCCAGAACGUCAACACAAAAUUGAAAAAAGAGAACGCCGCUUUGAGAACGGCCCUCCAGCAGAUCGGCCAGCCGACACCUCAUGUCGACCUCAGUAAUGUGGCGGCAACGCCUCCCCCGAGCGAUCCAUCCCUGGUGGAUUCGGGCUCCGAGCCGCCGUCGCCCCCUUCCCCGACCUCUCUGUCGUACAAUACGUCCGGCAUGCGGGAUAUGACCCGCGUCGCCCUGUGUCUCUUCGGUCUUUGUAUUUUCGCUCUCAAUCCCACGGACAUCAUGCUCAAGAGCGCGUCCUCGGUGUCCGAUCAAUGGAAGGGCGGUCGCGCCAUCCUGUCCGAGGAAGACGACUCACCCUGGAUCGGCGUUCUUUUCACGCCCUACGUCAUUUGGUCGAUCAACUUCUUCCUCCUGCUGCUCUGUCUCGGCGAUGUGAUCCUGUUCGGAGAUCCGGUAAUGUCGAUUGAGCAGCAGAAGAAGUUUUGGCAAUUCAAGAAGCAAGCUCACUUCGAUCUGGCUCAUCAUAACUACGAAGCGGCAUACAACAACUUCGAGAUGUGUUUGGAAACAUUGAUUGGCGCUCCGACUGCGGUUCCGCGAUCGAUAUUCCAGACGUGGUCGUGUCUGGUCUGGCAGAUCCUCAGACAGAUAAUGCAUCGGAUAUACAUCGGGAAAUUCCUGUUCAAAUUGAGCCGGAAACGGUACGCCAAGCAGCUCGAGAACUCCGUCAACCACCUGUCGGAAACCUAUCACAACCUCCACCAGCUACACUUCGUCUUGAAUAAGAGAUCCAAUUGUCUGGGUCUGUGCUACGCUUUGGCAGCGGUCAACUAUGCCGAGUUGGGCUCGCAGUCCACCGAACAUCUGACAGACACUUUCUUGACGUGUUCUCUCCGACUAAUCAAAUGUCUCCUAUCACGAUUUCACUUCUUGGCGAGAUUCAUGAUUUAUCGAGGGCAGCAAUGCGCCCCUGGGGGAUACGAUCAUCAAUGGAUCUUCAAACCGGAAGGCUACAAUUUCGUGACUAGACACCUAUCGCUGAACUCCAGACCACGCACCUUCACCAACUCACUGCAGCUUAAGAUGGUAGAGCCUUUGGACCUAGUAGCUCAGCAAUACCGCUGGUUCCUACUGAAGAAAGCAAUCGAAUGUUUGGCACCUCAGGCCUCUGCUAAUUGCAAACAAGGUAGACGCGAGGCAACCGACCGUUGCCUUUCGUUCCUCAGCGAGCUGGAUAGGUGCCGUCAACGGAGGUCAUUUGUAUUUGGCUACAACUGGGACAGCAACUGCAUUGAAGACACAUCGACCUGGUGGAAGGAAAUAGUCAAAGCCGCAGUAAUGUUGGAGCGAGACCAGAGCAAAGAUAUAAAUGUCGCAGUCAUUGAACACAUGCCAGCAGAACUUUCUGAGAGCGAGGCUCACCCCCUCGCCCGAACUCUCCUCGCUUGUUUCCAAGCUCGGAGGCGCUAUAUCGAUGCCACCUCCAAAGACAUUGAAGCGAUUCGUCAAGAACUCGACAGCUGCUCCCGUCUGCUGAAGGAAUGUCUCUCAUGGAUCGAGAUCCAACAGGGAAACCAGCAAGACAUGGAUUCAGUUUAUAUCUGUCUCAUGACCGCGGCGGAAUGGGUUUUCAACACGCGGAGAGAGUUGUGGGAGGAAACUCAAAUUGUGGAAUUGAAGAGUUUCUGCCAGGACUUCCGUCUCCUCUCAUCCAUUCUAAGAUAUUUUGGCGAUUCUGCGAUGACCAAGUUACGCUUCUACGACGCCGUGGAGAGGUUGGUCGGCGGCGGGAACCCAGUCGAAACUCAUCGAAUCUUCGAAAGCUGUAUCAGACGGCGACGCAACAAAUUUUCGCUGAUCUGUACGGGGAGGAUGGCCGAGAAAGUCGAUACAGAGGAUGCGCAAUCUCUCACAUUGGCUUGCAAAUAUCUGUCCUCGAUGUUCGACUCUCAGGAUCAGCGUAAUGUCUCGCUCUCCGACGCGUCACAAUUGUGGAUGCAGCUGGGAAAUCAGGGAAUGGCCAUGAAGUGUCAAAAAUUGAUGCAUCUAACUGGCAGCGUUUUUGCGUCGUUUUGAGGUGGAAUCAUCGGAGAAUUCAACGCUGGUGAAAACUCAUCAUCACCAUCGAUGUAGAAAGUCCUCAUUUGUUUAGCUGUGCGCCACGAGGGUCGGUGCUCGGCUGUUUCUGUUUUGGUGCGUUCUCGUUCAUUGUUAGAUACAUCAAGAGGUGGAAUCAAUCGCAGCGAGGAGGUAUUUUUGUGGCGUUGUCGACUCCUAGGUGAAACCUCGUUCGCCGGUGUCUUCGACUGAUCGGCUCCUCCAAAAACAUUGUUGCGAUCAACCACAUGACCCAGGCAUUCUAUGGAAUGAGCGUCGGUAUUGCACGAUGAUUGCAAGCUAACUUAUCAGAGAACUAUCUCAGCCUGUCAGAAGGACGUUGAAUAAAGGACAUCG
This is a messenger RNA of Galendromus occidentalis (western predatory mite), 3322 nucleotides long. RefSeq names its product Sterol regulatory element binding protein (gene SREBP). The record is from RefSeq and is a predicted model, not a curated record. The transcript is spliced from 5 exons. Gene Ontology annotation, molecular function: RNA polymerase II cis-regulatory region sequence-specific DNA binding; protein dimerization activity; DNA-binding transcription factor activity, RNA polymerase II-specific. Gene Ontology annotation, biological process: regulation of transcription by RNA polymerase II. Bases 29 to 2944 code for a protein of 971 amino acids. NCBI's taxonomy places the organism in Eukaryota, Metazoa, Arthropoda, Arachnida, Mesostigmata, Phytoseiidae. Gene Ontology annotation, cellular component: nucleus.